Molecule: messenger RNA, 3177 nt
Organism: Yamadazyma tenuis ATCC 10573
Lineage: Eukaryota; Fungi; Ascomycota; Pichiomycetes; Serinales; Debaryomycetaceae
Gene: SRO77
Product: putative Rab GTPase-binding protein
Biological process (GO): regulation of protein secretion; regulation of exocytosis; establishment of cell polarity
Cellular component (GO): cytoplasm; plasma membrane
Molecular function (GO): GTPase activator activity; syntaxin binding; myosin II binding
Source: RefSeq, a predicted model, not a curated record
AUGUUCAACAAGCUAAAACUGAAAAAACUGCCUUUAUCACUUAACUCGGUAAGUAAUGCUAUCAAGAACUCCAGCUCUUCCAACAUAUCGCCCGACUUGAACCCUAAGGACCUUCAAAUCGACAACUUGAUCCAGUACGGGUUAAAGGAUCACCUGAUCUUGGCGGUGGCUUACGACCCAGUUCAAAGUCUACUUGCGAUAUCCACCUCAAACAACGAAAUUCGUGUCAUAGGACAAAGCACAGUCGAAGUGGUAUUUGAACUCAACUCUUCCAGUCCUAUCAUCGACUUGAGAUUCAUCAAAGGCAUAUACUUGGUGGCAGUUCUGGCUACUUCCACCAUAACAAUCUUCUCCUUGUACUCCAAACAAAUAUUAACCAAUUAUCUGCCUCCCGGCUCGAUCAGCAGCGUCACGCUGGAUCCGGGCUUGGAUUGGAUUGUAAUUGGAUUGACUAACGGCAGUUUUGUGUUCUACGACGUUGACCGCUUGAACCUUUCUCCAUUAAGAGUCGAUAACUUGCAGAAGAAGGUUUUGCCCAAAGAAAAGCUUUCUCCGGUGCUACACAUCGAGUGGCAUCCCAGAGAUAUAGGUGUUUUGUUGCUCACUUACUCACACUGUGCUGUGUUGUACUCCAUCGCCAGUGGGGACGUAAAACAAGUAUUUAUCUACAAUUUACCCAAAGGUGCAAGAGGAUUCGACUGGGCUUUGAAUGUUGCAAACAGUGGGAAGAAAAAGCUUUUCAGCAGUCCUAAGGAAGUGGUUCUGGAGGUGGUGGAGUCCCAUUUCCACCCCAAUGGUCUCCACAUCGUUACGGUCCAUGCCGACAAUUCCAUGGUGUUCUGGGAUGCCAAUUCAGGCACUUUGCUUGAAGCAAGAAGCAUUUAUGAAAUAAACCUCCACAAGCCGGGAGCUCCAGUGCAAGCACCUCAGCAUUUCUUACCGAUCCAGUCGGUCAGAUGGGUUUGUGGAUCCGAUCCCGAGUUGACCAAGCUCUUGAUCUGUGGAGGUGAUAGUGACCAUCCAGACCGAGUUUAUAUUCUUGAUUUUGGACUCACGUUAAAAUACUCAAUGACAUCGCAUGACAAACAAGGGGACUUCUACAGCAAACCUCAGAAUGGCCAGAAGAUGAUGGCUAUCAACUUCUACCAAAACAACACCGGAAAAGCCGAGUUCUUGGAUAAGAUAGUCCCAUUGCCCCAGUUGGGGUGUCCCUACUUCAAUGGUGGGCACAAUCCUGGUUAUAUAUUAUUGAAGUCCAACCUCAACAACAUCUAUUUGUCUGUGUUUGGUGAAUUGAUGAUCAACAACGAUAACACCGACUUGGGCAAGUUGUUACUUCCUCCCACCAUUGCGUUUGUCCAUCCUCCUGUUACUUACAGUAAAGUCGAGCUCAUCAAGAGAAUCGACUGGUACGGGGUUCAGUCGAGUCGGAUAUCUACUGGUGUCAAGGCCAAAACCGAGUUGCUCUUACAAGGAGGAGCUGCUAUCAACGAGAACAUCAUUAGAUCCAUCGGACAUAAUGAUCAUUACCGUAAGGUUUUGGUCACGGGUAAUGAAGGAGGAAUUGUGCGGUUGUUGGAUAUCACUAGAGGUGAAGUGGAAGAACAAGAAGGGUUGAUCCAGAUCAGCUUAAAGGAAACUUUGGUUGCCAACAGGUACGAAGACUUGAGCAUAUCGAGUGUUUCCUGUGCAUUUGAGAGUAGGGAUUUGGUUGUCGGUUUGGGAAAUGGAAAUGUAGUGUUGUGCAAAUUCGGAAAGAUCAACCCCAGCAGAAAGCCUUUGUCUCCAGAUUACUCUGGAUGUCCAGUUCAACAUGCUAAUGAGAAUGCUAAGAUCAUCAACAUCUCGGAAAGAAUUAGAGGCACUUUUGCAGACUCAUCAACCUUUCUACCAAUGAACUUGAUGGCCCUUGACCAGCCCGACGAAAUCACCAGCCUCAAGGCUUGUGGGAUUGGCUUUUGUGCGGUUGGGUAUAAAUCCGGAAGAUUGGUGGUGUGUGACAUUGGAAGAGGUCCAGCCAUCAUUUACAAUAUGGAGUCUAUUGCCAAAUUGGUACCAACCGCAUCUGCUGGCUGCUAUGCCACCUCCAUGGAGUUCUCCAUCAUGGAGUAUGCUCAGGAAGGAUAUUCGUCCAUUUUGUUGAUUGUCGGAACCAACGAAGGAGGAAACUUGUUGUACUUCAAGAUCUUGCCUCAGGCAAAUGGAGGGUUCGAGGUGAUGCUUGCUGACAAGACGAUGAAAUUGAACUACAGAUCGUCAGAAGACAGUUGCAUUAAAGAAAUCAUUCCCAUCAGUAGCAAAGGAGCUUCUACCGUGCCCACUCUAGAUGUGUUCAACAAGUUGAGUCAAGGCAUUUUGAUUCCAGGAUAUUUGAUUCUAGCUUCUGACAAAGAUAUUCGGGUUUUGAAACCACCAAAGCAAAAGUUGGCUCACAAGGUUAUCGAAGAGCAUUGCUGUAGCGCCGGGGUGGUUGAUAUUGGUGCUAAAGGAGUGAUUUUGGCAUCGGUGUUGAGAACCGGUUUUAUCAAGUUGAGCAACUUGCCGGCAUUGGCAGAUAUCACCGACUAUAAGCUCUCCAAGGACCUUGUUAAGUCGUAUGACUUGAACUCGAUCUCCAAAUCCAACGUGUUGAGAACUGGAGAUCUCUACGUACGUACUGGAGAAUCCGAGUUCAUCAACUUGGCCUUAUCGAUAAAGGAUCCUAGACGCAAAAACAAGGAUACCACCGAUUUGUUGUUCAACGAAAACAGCGUUAUUCCGCCCAAACCAAGUGUCAGCGCAUUGCAAUGGGCCAAGGGAGCAUCUACCGUCAUCUCGGUACCUGACUUGAAUGCAUUGAUUGGAGGACCCAACCGGAAACCUGCCAAACACCCAGAGAGUCAAAUGGCCUUCAAUAUCAGUCCAGAAAACAACCAGACGGCUGGCUACGGUAACACCUACGGCGGUGUUGAAAGAAGCGAUGAUGGUCGUGGUUACAAGGAACCUGUGAGGAAAGAUGGCACCACCAGGAACUUUGGACUGACCGGGUUCAUGAAGAGUCUACAAACAGGGGUUGAGCAGAUGGAAGAGAGCCUCAAUGGAUAUGCCAAUUCCAUGAGUGAAACCAUGAAUGAGUCUCUUGAAAGUCAAAAACGGCUGAUGUACUCAUCGGCCUUCAAGAGCAAGUUUGGUUUUUAG